AAAAAAAUUACCAUUCUGCCCCCUGAAUUUCACAUAUUUUGACCUCUUUGAGCGAGAUUAAAAUGCCAUUUUUGAAUGUUUUACCCAUCUCUAUCACGAGUCUCCAUCUAGGAAAACCCUUCGGCGUCGGGAACACUUGUUGAAGAUGAGCUACUCGAGACGAUUCGAUCUCUUCGAGUCCUUCAGCCGCGGAACAAAGCCAUCUUUCCUCUUCCCCUCUCCGCCGGAGAUGGUGGAAGUGGAGCUUGAUGAGCAGAUAGACUUUGCUCUCGAUGUUCUGAGCCCGGGCCUCUGCUCUAGAUCAAGCUUUUUCGACAUAUCGCCCGCCCAUUCAUGCUACUUUGACUCCUGGUUAUCGGAUCUGGCCUUGGUCUCGUUCCAGCCCUUUGUCAGCGCUGUCCGACGUGCGGAGACUGAGAUCCAGCUGCAGAGUUUGAGUAAUCGUAUUGCCGCGCUUGAGGCAGGGUUCGAUCGUGCGAUUGGUUCGAAGACGGAGCCCAGGGACCGUAAGUUUAAGUGGACGGCGGAGAUCAAGGGUCGGAAGGGUGAGGAGUCGGAUCGGAAGUAUAAGUUAGUGGCGGAGGCGAAGGCUGGCGGGGAGAGGAGUGUGAAGUGGACCACGGAUGUGAAGGGUAAGGGUAGCUACACGCUCGAGGCGGCAACAGCGGGGGCGAAGAAAGGAAAGGAGAAGGAUAAGAAGGGGGAGAAGAAGAAGAAGGGGACGGAGUCGUCUGCAAGGCUGGUAGAAAUCGAGGAGGAGAAGAACCCUGGUGGGAUCGUUAUCAGGAAGGCCUUUGCGAAGAAAACUUUUGCCAACUCCAAGGGUAAGAGGAGGGAGUUGUCACCUCAAGAUGCUGCAGUUCUAAUUCAGGUGAGGUUUAGAGCUUAUUUGGUAAGGCGUUCUCAGAUUGUUCGUUGUCUUCGAGAACUGGCUGUAGCAAAAGCGAGGCUGAAGGAGAUCAGAUCCUUAUUUAAUAAUUUUUCUUAUCGACGUCGCAUUGCGAGGGACACAGAGGAACAGCAGAGAUUUACUGAAAAAUUUAUCGUCCUUCUCUUAACGGUUGAUGCCAUUCAGGGAAUUGAUUACAUGAUUCGUGCCGCAAAGAAGUCGAUUAUCGACGAACUGGAGAUAAUGCUCGAGGUUGUGGACCCACAGACUGCGACCGGAAAGCUUGGUUCACUCAGACGAAGGAAAUUCGACCUGCCGGAAGGUCAAUUCAUUCCAAGGGAAAUGGCGAGGAGUGUAGCUCAGGUGGUGGAGCUGAUAGAUGAACGUGAUGAUGAUGCGGAAGCAGGUGUUGCUUCUGCUUAGUCAAUAAUUUCAGCUGGUAGGAAUAUUUCUUGAGUUGCAUCUGUUAAGGCUUUUUUAUGUUGGAAUUCCAAGUUAACAAGAGACAAAUUGCUUUGUUUUCUUUUAUGUUUUAAGAUUGCAGACCACGUACUCUUUCUGCAA
This is a messenger RNA of Phalaenopsis equestris, 1453 nucleotides long. Its product is annotated as BAG family molecular chaperone regulator 7. Lineage: Eukaryota; Viridiplantae; Streptophyta; Magnoliopsida; Asparagales; Orchidaceae. Gene Ontology annotation, cellular component: plasmodesma. The record is from RefSeq and is a predicted model, not a curated record. Gene Ontology annotation, biological process: protein folding. Gene Ontology annotation, molecular function: protein binding.